Messenger RNA from Solanum tuberosum (potato), 3665 nucleotides. RefSeq names its product putative late blight resistance protein homolog R1B-12. NCBI's taxonomy places the organism in Eukaryota, Viridiplantae, Streptophyta, Magnoliopsida, Solanales, Solanaceae. The transcript is spliced from 2 exons. The record is from RefSeq and is a predicted model, not a curated record. Gene Ontology annotation, molecular function: ADP binding. Bases 202 to 3252 code for a protein of 1016 amino acids. Gene Ontology annotation, biological process: defense response to other organism.
AUUACAGGCUCCUCUUUUCUUUGGGGCUGCGUAAACUUUUCAGAAGCUGACUAGGCCAAAGAAGACUCGGUCCAAUUAUUAGAAAAUGGCUGCAAUUUGCAGAUACAUUCUAGGAGCAAUUACUAGUAUUUAAUACCCUGACCAGCAGCUCAGUUGAUAUACUUGUAAAUCAAAUCUCUUCAUUCACAAAUCGAAUCGGAGAUGGCUGUUUAUGCUGCUGUAACUUCUCUGAUGGGAACAGUGCACCUGAUUUCGCAAUCCAGCUUAGACCUUCAGGAGGGUAACAAAGAACAUUUGGAAUCACUCUACGACAAGGUUGGUUCUCUACUAGAGUUUCUUGACAAUUCUGAUAAUGAACUGCAGAAAAAGGUGAAAGAUCUAGCAAACGAAGUAGAGGAUGAAGUCGAAUCGGAGAUGGCUGUUUAUGCUGCUGUAACGUCUCUGAUGGGAACAAUGCACCUUCUUUCGCAAUCCAGCUUAGACCUUCAGGAGGGUAACAAAAAACAUUUGAAAUCACUCUACGACAAGUUUGGUUCUCUACUAGAGAUUCUUGACAAUUCUGAUAAUGAACUGCAGAAAAAGGUGAAAGAUCUAGCAAACGAAGUAGAGGAUGAAGUCAAACCACAAGUUGUGCGGAUUAUGGAGAAAAAAGAGGCAAAUGAAAGGCUUCGUAAGAUUUUGGAACAAGCUAUAAAAGACAUCGCAAACGAAGUAGAGGAUGAAGUCGAAUCGCAAGCUUUGCGGAUUAUGGAGAAGGAAGAACAUAUUCGAACAGAGGCAAAUAAGAGGCUUCUUAUAAUCUUGAAACAAGCUAUAGAAGACAUCGAUUCUGUGAAGGAAGAGCUCAGCAAGCCGAGGAAGAAUAACAAGCUGCAAGCUGGAAAUGGUUCGGUUGGUGGUACUUGUUCACCACGAUCGCUUGUUUCAACCCUUGAGAAUGACAUGGUGGGGCACAGCGAUGAGCAAGACAUGGUGGGGCACAGCGAUGAGCAAGACAUGGUGGGGCACAGCGAUGAACAAGAGAGAGUGCGGGGUGAGCUUACCGGGGACUCAUCUCAACUGGAAGUCAUCUCCAUUACUGGGAUGGGAGGCAUAGGCAAGUCAACUUUUGCCAAAAAGAUGUUUUCCGAUCCCUCAAUUGUGGGAUUCUUCAAUGUUUGUGGAUGGAUUACUGUGUCCAAGGACUACAGUUUAAAAAAGAUGCUUCUAUCCCUCCUUCAAGACGCUAUUGGCGUGAAUGAACAGCUUGAUGAGAAACCCGAUGAUGAACUAGCUGAUUGCUUGCAGAAAAGUCUCAAGAAAAGAAGGUAUUUGAUUGUUGUAGAUGACAUAUGGAGCAUAGAAGCCUGGGAAGAUAUCAGACAAUGGUUUCCAGAACAUAACAAUAGAAGCCGAAUACUGUUGACUACUCGGAUCACGGAGGUUGCUCGAGAUGCUAGCUCUCCUAAGAAGCCUUUUCAAAUGCGUUUCCUAGAUCCAGAUGAAAGUUGGAAUUUGUUUUGCCAAAAGGCGUUUGGCAAAAAUGAUUGUCCAGCUGAAUUUGAGAAUGUCGGAAAGGUAAUUGCAGGAAAUUGCAACGGAUUACCACUAAUGAUUUCUGUGGUUGCAGGGUCUCUUUCUAGCGAGAAGAUGCUGCGCAAGUGGCAUGAAGUAGCUCAAAGUGUAAGCUCAUUAGUAAACCUUGAUGAAUAUCAACGUUGCUCAGGAGUGCUCGCUUUGAGCUACAAUCAUCUUCCUUCCCACUUGAAAGCUUGCUUUCUGUAUUUCGGAGUUUUCAAAAAAGCUAGUGAAAUUUCUGUGGAAAACUUGAUUAGAUUAUGGAUGGCAGAAGGACUCUUUAAGCUGAGGGGGAUUGGGGAAUUGGAAAAAGAAGCUUCUAGUCUACUACAUGAUCUUAUUGAUAAAAGUCUAAUUGUUGCUUGCAAGCAUAGUUUGGAUGGCAAAAUCAAGACAUGUAGGAUUCAUGAUCUUCUCCAUGAUUUAUGCUUGAGUGAAUCGGAAAGUGAGAAUCUUUUGUAUGUUUCAAAUCCCCCAACCAAUGUUCGUCAACAUCGUCGGUGGGUUUCAUUUCAUCAAAAGCCGAUGCAAGAUUAUUUUCCUCUUCCCUUCCCUACUUAUGGUAAAACACGUUCUCUUCAUUUUCUUGAGGUAAAACCGUCUUAUUUUAGAUAUGAAUUAGGAUUAGACCGUUUCAAACUUCUUAGAGUAUUGGACUUACUGGGAUUGGGCCUGAUACAUUUCCCUAAGGGAUUAUCAAACCUAGUUUCCUUAAGGUAUUUGAGGGCUGGGUUCAUCAGUGGAUAUCUACCAAUUUAUAAACUUCAGAAUUUACAAUUUCUUAGUUUUCGUGAUGUUUAUAAGUAUACACCCGUUGAUCUUUGCUUACCAGAUGGAACCUGGAAAAUGUCUCAAUUGAGGCAUCUCGACUCUGCAUUUUUUUAUUUGUGUCCUCCUCCAAAGGUAUCUGGCAAUAAGUACCGGGUUUUGGAACACUUGCAAAGCGUUCAUGGGCUGAGACCUGAAUGUUGCACAAAAGAAAUGUUUGAAGGGAUUAAAAAGGUGAAAAAAUUGGGGAUUUGUGGCCGGGCUAGUCACUUCAAGGAUGCGCCAAAAAAAUUCCUAAAUAAUCUUAUAUAUUUACCUGAGCUAGAAGCACUUAGAAUCUCAUUAUACGACCGUUCCAGCAGUGAUUUCCUUCUUAGGCAGCCAGUUCCAUGUGUGGGUUCUUUCCCACCGAAUCUCAAGAAGCUGACACUUCAAGGAACUCGUCUAUUAUGGUCGCAACUGACAGUCAUUAGCAAGUUGCCCAACCUCGAGGUGCUCAAAUUGAAGGCAUUAAAGUUGUUUGGAAAUGAGCUUGGAGAAACUGCCUGGGAAGUAUCAAAGAUUGAAUUUCCUAAACUGAAAUUCUUGCUCAUAGAGAAGAAGGGUCUUGAAUACUGGACGGCCGAAGAUGAUUCUUUCCCAUGCCUUGAGCGCGUAAUUAUCAAAAACUGUCCUUCCUUACAAAAGAUCCCUCAAGGGUUUGCAGAUAGUAUGACACUGCAGCUAAUUGAGUUACGGGGAUGUUCUACUUCCCUCGUGAAUUUCGCUAGGGAGAUCCAAGAAGAGCAACAACAGCGUUUGGGAAACAACAUACUUCAAGUUUAUGCCUAUGACAUAAUUACAGAAGCUGGUGAUAGAAGCUAUUUUGGUUUACUUAAAAACUGGUUGCGGAAGAUGAUUGUGUCAUUGUGUGAAAAUGAGUUUUAAGCGAGACUCGUGAACGAAAGUUUUUUUCGUUUAGUUUAAAGCUGGUUUCCUCAAGGAAUUUGCAGAUCGUUUAAACAUGAAGAAGUAAACAAAUGAAGCCAAGGACAUUCAACAUCUACUAUAUCCAUCAAAAAUAAGUUUCAACUUCAUAUAUACCGUGCAAGUCUCCAUCGGUACAGGUUUGGUUGAACUCCCUUACUCUGGCAUUGCCCCUGGUGGAAUUACACUGGAUUGUUAUUGUUGUUCUUGUUUUUGUAUCUCAUAAAAUGGGGUUGAUUUUAUCAUCAAUUCUCAAACUAGAAUAUGUAAUAGUUCAUUUGUACUUUUACCCCUAUUUUGUGAUGCUCUUUGAGCAAAUAAUUUUUUUGCGAGAUAUAAGUUUAUAUUUUCAUAUGAUAAUAUUCUACAAGUAA